Messenger RNA from Schistosoma intercalatum, 2853 nucleotides. The record is from the annotation of a GenBank genome assembly. Lineage: Eukaryota; Metazoa; Platyhelminthes; Trematoda; Strigeidida; Schistosomatidae.
UCUCACGCGCGCGUGCUUUGAAUGUUCGCGGUAGCAGUAAAUUAUUGAGAUGGGAAGUUGUGACGAGGUUAGACGGAUAUUACGUUACUGGGAGCCAUCAUUCCCUGAUUGCGAUGAAAACGCUCCUGCAGAGGUCUUUGAUAGACAUCCCCUAUCUGCAAUGAUGAUUAGUGCUGACAGUGAAUGCGGAAGGAAAGAUAAUCUUGUACUAAUUUUAAACUCUUGGAAGUCUGAAUGGUAUCGGGAAGGAGUUCAAGUUCCUGUAAAGGAUGCUAGUAGUCAACCUCGACCUGUCUAUAAGUGAGUUUGUGAACGAAACUGUUACUUUAGGAAACUUGACAUUACAUGCCCAAAGCGCCGUUGUCCUCGAUUUAUUAUGCCUGAGAAACUUCGAGUUGAAUCUACCGGUGGUAACUUUAACGAAACCACUCAUAUGUUGGUUAAAAAGAAAAAAAUUGCUCCAUAUUACAACAUCGAUGAUUUAGAUUACUCGUGGAUUGCAACUGUAAACGAAGAAAGAGAAUGCUUAGGACAAGUACUUGUUGAGGACUGGAUGCUUGAGAAGGUCAUCAGUACACUAGAGUAUCUUACUUAUGUUAAGAUGCGUGAGAAAAUUAAGGAGAUAGACAUGCAGUCUUUAGAAUUCGAUGAAAAUGCUAGAUGUGACAUAUGUUUAUCGUUUGAAGGUGAAGAUGGAAACGAAUUGGUCUUUUGUGAUGGUUGCUUCCUGUGUGUUCACCAGGCGUGUUAUGGCAUUCUCCAAAUCCCUGAGGGAUCAUGGAUGUGUCGACAGUGUGAGGCGGGUGUCAAGUCAACCACUCCCUGCUGCUUGUGUCCGAAUACUGGUGGAGCUAUGAAACUUUCAGAUGACGGACAACGUUGGUGUCAUGUUAGCUGUGCCCUGUGGGUUCCUGAAGUUGGGUUUGGGGACGUCGAGAUGAUGGAACCCAUUAUUAAAUUAGACAAUAUACCACAAGCCAGACGAAACCUUCUCUGUUCAAUAUGUCGUUCACGCUAUGGUGCUCCUGUACAGUGUUCUAGUGUUAAGUGUAAGACAGCAUUCCAUGUCACAUGCGCGUUCCAAAGCAACCUCGUCAUGCGCCAAGAGCUCGUCGACAAGGAUGUGCGCUUAAUAGGGUUGUGUUGGAAGCAUUCCCGAAAAGAACAACAGUCAACAACUCAUCAUUCUUCUGCUGGCUGUGAGUCAAAUUCUUUUCGUGCUCCGAAUUCCCCUAUCAAGGUGCAUGAUGCAAAUCAAAACUUUGGGAGUGGAACGCAACCUGUAGCCUUAACGCGUAAACAAAGACUCCUUGAACUGGAGUGUAAUUUUUAUAAUUUGGUGCAAGAGUCCCACUUGAAUAUCUGGCUAGAUAAUGACUCCAUGAAAAUGCACUUAGGAAAUUCGGCUUUUCAAAAUGAAAGUGAAAACAGAAACAUUCCUAAUGACAUUCGUGCAGCCAUCAUCGUUUACUGGCGUUUGAAAAGGCGCUCAAACUUUAACCAACCGCUAAUCAAUCCAGUUCCAUUAACUUGGAAAGAAAGUGCUGAUCAAGUAGCUGCCACGACCAACGAAGAACUAGCUCGAGUAGAACGUGCUAAUUCUGAUAUGAAAGCAUUUGAGUCAUUUAAACGUAUUAGAUUCGGUCUUGACAGGGCUAGAUUAAUGGCAGAUAUGGUCUUGCAAAGAGAACGACGAAAAUUAGCUUUGUUUAAGAGAAUGUGGCGUAUAUCUGAAAUCCAAUUGACUGCUCUUGAAAAACAAAACAGUCUAGUAUCUAGUGAAUUACUCCGGACUGCUCAUAUCGGUGAAUCUAUUUAUGAUAAUUGGGAAUUGUUUUUAGCUCAUAGUAAUCCUCCGCAUCGGCGUGUUGAUCAGGGUAAACAUAUGUCCUACAUUAGUGAAUCUAAUAACGAGUCAAAGCCUUCAUCUGUUUAUACUGUUAAUGAAAACAACUCUAGUUUUUUACAGACGUCUAUACCUAAUACAACUACAAAAGUAAACGAAAGUAUAGAUUCAUUCAAUAUUAGUGCUAUUCCUAAAGAAUGUUUGAUUGUUUCCGAUACAAUUAAACAGAGACUUCGUUCUGCAUUAACACUAGUCGCUGAAAAUUGUAAUAUGUGGAGAGCAGACAAGCAUGUAGAAAGUCCCAAUCAUAAGCGUAAAACAAAUAAUCAUUAUAUCAAAUCACAUAAGUCUCUUUCACUUAAUCGAUUUGAACGUUCACCCUCAAGAUCUCAUUGUUCUUCACCAUUAACUUCAUCAACUAAAAUAAAUAAGCCAUUAGAAAAUGAUAUGCCUAUUGUUCACGUGAAAUUAUCGCCAAUUCCAGAUAAAGCAUCGUUUAAUUGUGUUAAAAAUGUAAAUAGUAGUGAUAAUAAUGAAUGUACACCUACAAAAAGGCGUAAACAAUUGAAUAAUUCUAAUUCAGUAUUCGAAAAAUCACCACCUAGUCAUUCUAUUCCUGUUCUUACUAAAUUAGCAAUGAUUACUUUAUCACCGGGAGCUGCUAAAUUCCUAUAAGCUUUUCUUUCACACAAGAUUUUAACUAUAUAAUUAGUAUUGUCUUGUAUAUAAUAUAUUGUAUAAUUGUAUUAUAAGGUUAGAAUUUAUCAUUGAACAUAUCUCUUUUAUAUCCUGUACAUAAUUUUAUUUACUUUCUCAGAUAAUUUGCUUUCUGCUAAACUGGUUUUAUUACUUCACGAUAACACUGUAUAUGGCAAUCUAUUCUGUAAUUUUCUCAACAUAUUGUUAUCGUGUUAAUAUUUUAUUUUUUUGCUUUUCAUGUAUUGUUUCCAAUAUAUUUUGUUAUACAUGUAUUCGUUACUUGCAAAAAAAUAAAGGGCUUGUAACAU